Molecule: messenger RNA, 315 nt
Organism: Echinostoma caproni
Lineage: Eukaryota; Metazoa; Platyhelminthes; Trematoda; Plagiorchiida; Echinostomatidae
Source: the annotation of a GenBank genome assembly
AUGUCCUGUGUCCGUCGAGUUUGGCGAGGUGAUAUCAAGCGUCGAUUUCCGGAAUACUGCAAACGUUGUGAGGAAAGUUUUGUGACGUGUGAUGGUCCCCUGUGCUACAAUGAUCGCAUUAUUGUGCCUCCAAAAUUACGUAUUGCUGUUCUCAAUGAAUUACAUUCCGGUCAUCUUGGCAUUGAAAAGAUGAAGUCUCUCACCCAUCUCACCUGUUGGCGGCCUGAACUGGAUCAUGGCCUGAAUCGUGUUGCGAAAUUCUGUGCUGAUUAUUUGCACAAAGAUAAUAGACAACCUUCGAAAUGGACGCCGUAG